UUGCAGAUCUUUUCAAAUCUUGACGCUGAAGGGUUUUCUGGUGAACUACAGGUGUUUGUGCCGUCGCCACUAUUACAGUUGUUAUGUUCUGCUAUUAAUAACUGCGAGCAAGUGAGAAGAAGUCUAAUGAUCCAUGAGAAGCUUCAUUUGGAUGAUUUGGCAAUAGCUUAUGAAAGAGCUGGACAUCUUAGCAUGCAAUUAAGACUGAUAGUGCUCAUAGGAGAGUUCCAGAAAAGACAUUGUUCAAGGAAAUCGAUUGGUUAUACGGGCUCACCAACAUGGAAAGCAGCGGUGGAGCAACGGUUGGAACAAACAGAUGCAACAAUCUGCACUGAGAUCGACCGGGUGGUAGGUUUGCUUACCGCGCGGCUGCGACCUCAAAUGAAGAAGCACGUGUUCCAUCUCGCUUGGAGUCCAACAGCACAUCCCGUUGAAGAUUCGCUUAAACCUCUUACUGACAUGAUUGAUAUCGAGCUUUCCGCAGUGCACAAAAACUUGCUGCACAAAAAUUUUCUGCGAGUCAUGUCAGCACAAAUGGAGCCAGCAUUUUACCAUCGUCUGUUUGAAGCAUGGCAUGUCUUAGUGGACUUCUUUCAUGCAGGUGGAAAAGGCCUCUCUACCGAUGUCUUAGAAGCUGCUCCAGAACAUGUGGCGCUGGUGAAAAUUUUGUCCUUGAAUCAAACUCCAACGCAACAGCUUAUUGAGAAAUAUUACAAGGAUCUGCUCAAGCAACAAAACGAAGUAAGCGAAUGCAAAUAUGGUAUACUUAACGUGCGCGCAUACUACAAUACAAUAAUUGGAGCAAAGCAAGUGAUCCCAUUAGACGCCAAUGGUCUUUCGGAUCCGUUCGUUGUUAUUCGGCUUGUACCAAAGUACAGGUAUCCUAAUCAGGUCGUGAGCAAAACACGAGUCGUCAGCAAAACUCUCAACCCUAUUUUUGACGAAACAUUCGAAUUCAAAUCAGCAUAUAAAAUUCCAGAAAGGAAAAUUCGUUUUAGCCACAUUCCUCCGAAACUUCCACCCUGCGCUAUGCUUCAUUUCACUGUCCCAGGCUUUGGCGUUGCUGGCGGAAACACACUUCGUCAAUUCAAUUUAAUACUUAUACAACCAGUGCAAAAUAAUAAGGAAAUAUUAGAAGUCCUCACAAGCAGAAAAGAAGAUAAAGAAGCGCUAGAGUUCCUUCGGUCAAUCACUACGGCUUACUAG
Strongylus vulgaris is the source of this 1206-nucleotide messenger RNA. NCBI's taxonomy places the organism in Eukaryota, Metazoa, Nematoda, Chromadorea, Rhabditida, Strongylidae. The record is from the annotation of a GenBank genome assembly.